Messenger RNA from Momordica charantia (bitter melon), 2429 nucleotides. Its product is annotated as Major facilitator superfamily protein. Gene Ontology annotation, cellular component: membrane. The record is from RefSeq and is a predicted model, not a curated record. Lineage: Eukaryota; Viridiplantae; Streptophyta; Magnoliopsida; Cucurbitales; Cucurbitaceae.
CCAUUUCAUUUCCAUAUAUCGACCCCACGUUAUCAUCCCCAUUUCUCACCGCCUGUUCUCUGUCGUGUCCCACCAUCUCUGUCCAUUGGCCUCGUCUUCCUUUUAGAGGCUAAGGACUUCAAUUCCAUUCUCUAAUUUCCUCUUUUGCAACCAAGGUUUCAAACGGAGCGAAAAACCAGAGGGAGUUUGGAGUUGGAUUUCUGGGCAUUUGAUGGGGCGGUGGAAUGAGAAACUGGUGUCCUUUCUGAACAAUAGAUGGCUGGUUUUUGUGGCUGCGAUAUGGAUACAAUCUUGCGCCGGAAUUGGGUAUCUUUUCGGAAGCAUAUCGCCGGUGAUUAAAACCAAUUUGAGCUACAAUCAACGGCAGCUUGCGCGCCUCGGUGUCGCCAAGGACCUCGGCGACAGCGUCGGAUUUUUGGCCGGAACCUUGUCGGAGAUACUGCCCUUUUGGGGUACUCUGCUCGUCGGUGCUAUCAAUAACUUCGUCGGUUAUGGCUGGCUUUGGCUCAUCGUCUCUGGUCGAGCUCCAGUUUUGCCUCUCUGGGCGAUGUGCGUUCUUGUAUUUGUGGGAACGAACGGGGAGACGUACUUCAAUACCGUUUCUCUGGUUUCUUGUGUACAAAACUUCCCGAAAAGCAGGGGUCCUGUGGUCGGGAUUCUGAAAGGCUUUGCUGGUUUAAGUGGUGCAAUUUUGACUCAGAUAUAUGCAAUCAUCCAUUCUCCUGAAUCAGCCAAUCUUAUAUUCAUGGUUGCAGUAGGUCCUGCACUGGUGGCUAUUGGUAUGAUGUUUUUUAUCAGACCUGUUGCGGGUCAUCGACAAGUAAGGCCGUCCGAUGCCACAAGCUUUACUUGUGUUUAUGGUGUCUGCCUCCUUUUGGCUGCAUAUUUGAUGGGAGUCAUGCUUGUUCAGGAUAUUUUUACCUUGAACCCCACUGUGAUAGCCGUUUUUACUGCAAUUAUGUUUGUCAUCCUUCUUACUCCCUUCUUGAUUCCCGUGGCAUUGACUUUUAGCGUCGAGUCAACAUAUCCUGAACAAGAGGCUCUCCUACAUCCGUCACAAAAACAGGAACCUGCCAGAACUGAACCAGAUGGUCAUGAAGUGUUAUUUAGUGAGGUGGAAGACGAAAAAUCCGAGGGCGAGGACUUGCUUCCUGCAUCGGAGAGACAAAAACGCAUUGCUCAGUUACAAACAAGACUAUUGCAAGCAGCUGCAGAAGGAGCAGUAAGGGUCAAGAGAAGAAAGGGUCCACGUAGAGGGGAAGACUUCACCUUAACUCAAGCUUUGAUCAAAGCAGAUUUUUGGCUUAUAUUUGUAUCCCUUCUCUUUGGUUCUGGAAGCGGAUUGACCGUGAUCGAUAACCUUGGUCAGAUGAGCCAGUCUUUAGGCUAUGAUAACACGCAUAUUUUUGUAUCCCUGAUCAGCAUAUGGAACUUUCUCGGCCGUGUUGGUGGCGGAUACUUCUCUGAGAUUGUUGUAAGAGAUUAUGCUUAUCCAAGACCCAUUGCAAUGGCGGUCGCCCAAUUCCUUAUGGUAUUUGGACAUAUCUUCAUUGGUAUGGGAUGGCCCGGGGCAAUGUACGUCGGUACUCUCUUAACAGGGCUCGGGUAUGGGGCUCACUGGGCGAUCGUUCCCGCUACUGCCUCUGAAUUGUUUGGCUUGAAAAAGUUUGGGGCUUUAUACAACUUCCUCACUCUCUCAAAUCCCAUGGGAUCUCUGAUAUUUUCUGGCGUAAUUGCAAGCAGUAUAUAUGAUAGUGAAGCAGAGAAGCAAGCUCAUAGUCAUCACCCUCAGAUGCAUAGCAUCCCAUCGGUUUGGUUCGGCAGACUUUACAGCGAGGGAGCGCUCAAGUGCGAGGGUUCCAUAUGCUUCUUUCUGACUUCUAUGAUCAUGGCUGCAUUCUGUGCUGUUGCAGCCAUGUUAAGUUUGAUUUUGGUGUAUCGGACAAAGGUUGUUUACUACAACCUGUACGGAAAAUCUCGUGCAUCAAUGCUUUCGUAAUCGGUUUUGUCAGUCGAGAGUUGUCGUUACCCUUUCGUGUUCUUUGUUUUGAGAUGGAGUGGAAUUUUUGCUGCAAGAACGACACAAGAAGCCUGUUCAGAGAUGCAAGAAGCUGAAAGAAAUAGAUUUCCAUUCGCCCUUUUGGUAUAAAAAUGCCUUUUUCCUGUGUGUUGCAGACUACAGUUGGGUCGUGGGCGGAAGAACAACAGCUACUUUCAUGUGCCAUCUUCCUUCCCUUUCUCCCCUGAAAAAAAAAGAAUAUAUAUUUAUAUAUAUAUAUGAAAAUUAAUUGUUGUGGAACAUAUUGUAUUUAGGAUUCACCAUUAUUGAUCAGUGAAAACAAAGAAUAUGGUAUUGAUUUAUUUUUGUCCAUUUUGUUGUCAUAAACAGGAUGUAUUAUUAAAGCGACUUGUUGGAUUCUUGUGGUUCA